Molecule: messenger RNA, 1422 nt
Organism: Annulohypoxylon truncatum
Lineage: Eukaryota; Fungi; Ascomycota; Sordariomycetes; Xylariales; Hypoxylaceae
Exons: 6
Coding region: 432-1268 (278 amino acids)
Source: RefSeq, a predicted model, not a curated record
CUUCCUUCCGAAGCCCUUGUCCUAACCCCUCAUCUAUAUCGUCGUCCUUAUUGGGUUGAUCUGUCAUUAUUGCUCGAUGAUAUGAUCAAUGUAGCAGUGGGGAUGUGGCUGUGAUGGACGUCUGGGUAGGACCUUGAACAAGAAUAUGGGUGGUGCAUUUGACGAAGCACAAUACGAAAGAUUUCAAAAGGAAAAGAGGGGUAGGGGGAGAAACUACAUGUUAAUAUUACUUAGGUGACUACUGUGGGUGGGACUUGGAGCCUGAAAUAAGGCAGUUCCAUUAACUGCUAGCCGUGAUGGUGGGUUACACGGGCUUCACUCGUGCUCAGCUGUGCCUAGACUCCUAGAAUGACCAGCUGUACGCUUAUUUAAAUCAUAUCUCCCUGUUCCAAACCGUUUGAUAUGUAUGUCAAAUUGGCAUAUCACAUAUAAUGGAAAAGGUCAAAUUAGAAGACUAUCGCCAGGGCUACCCCCGAUUGGCCGCUUUUCUGCUUUUGGCCAGGGAGUUCACCGUCCUACGGCGUUUCGAUUACCUCCAUAUGCGAAGCCUUCUCGACCAACAGGAUCGGCUAGCUGAUCUUGAAGAGAAGCUCCACCAUUGCGAUGACGCUGAAACGACCCAGCUCCAUCUCUCCAGCCGUCGCCAAGAUUCCAAUCAGAGACGAAGGGAUUUACUAGAUGAAAUAAAACUAAAUCUGUCCAGUUAUGACCAGGCGAUCGCAGGGUUUCAUACCAUAAAAGCCCUACAAUCAACGCCUGAUCGGCAUGUUCAGAGUGUCCUGAAUUGGGUUUUUGGACAUAAGCCAUUGGUCAGGUCAGAAAGUAAAUGCUAUCUUGGUUCCUCUGGAAGAGGUGAUUUUGUGACCAUUGCGCCCGACGAUCCUGAGAGAGCCAUUCCGGAGGCACUUCUAGAUAUGGGUGUAAGAACUUUUCCAAGCAUUAGCAAAUAUGUUUGCUCUACUCAGGAAAGGACAACCGACGAUCAUAUAUUCCUAUUUCCUCCGUCACACCUCAGGACUGCUAUCAGAUGUCUUAUAGCAUUGAUACUGCCAGUUUGGAUGAUAUUUCAUGUCAUUAUUCUUAAUAACAUGUCACAUAAUUCAAGCAAGGCGAUCGUUUACUCCCUCUUUAUUAUUUCUACCUCAUUUGUUGUCAUGAUUACCACAAAUGCAACAAAAUACAAUCUGUUGAUAGCCCUCCUGACGUAUGCCGCUAUUCCGACUUCAGUCUUUCUAGGAAGCAACAGUCAAGGGGCAUCUUCCAAGUAGUUAAAUAAGAUGCAUCCCUAGUCUACCAAGUACUUGCAUAUGGGAGGGUUCAAUAUGAUCCAAGAAAGGUAGAUAUCUAGUGUUAGUUCAUUGAUUUACCCUGUCAUUCCAGCCUCCUGGUUGAACAAGAAGCAUUUAGAGGUGCCCAUAUCUU